AUCAGGCCCAUGUGUUGCGCUGAAAAACCGGUCGAUACGAUACCUGGCUAACGCUUUAGAAAGCUGUUAUUUAAGAGUUUCGCUUCUGAAUGUUUGGUCAUUAGAGUAACCAACGUUUCGAAGAUGCUGAAGGAAGCGCUGGAGGGGCAAGUUACAGUUGUCUGUAACGCCAUCGCUGCCUCCGUGCAGUUCCAGGUGGAGCCAGUGGGUCGCUGGUUCGAGGCGUUCCUGAAGCGCAGGGACAGGAAUGUGUCCGCCUCAUUCCAGGAGCUGGAGGAGGAAGAGGAGCUGUCGGAGGAGUCUGAGGAUGAGGAGCUGCAGCUGGAGGAGUACCCCAUGCUCAAGACACUGGAUCCCAAGGACUGGAAGAAUCAGGAUCACUAUGCAGUCCUUGGACUGGGUCACAUGAGAUACAAGGCUACGCAGAAACAAAUCAAAGCUGCCCACAAAGCAAUGGUUUUAAAGCAUCACCCAGACAAGAGGAAAGCUGCCGGCGAGCAGAUUGUGGAAGGAGACAAUGAUUACUUCACCUGCAUCACUAAAGCUAUCGAGAUCCUGUCGGACCCGGUGAAAAGGAGAGCUUUUGACAGUGUGGAUCCCACCUUUGACAACACUGUUCCCUCCAAGAGCGAAGGCAAGGAGAACUUCUUUGAGGUGUUUGCCCCCGUGUUUGAGAGGAAUGCCAGAUGGACAACCAAAAAACACAUCCCUAAGCUUGGGACAAUGGAUUCCACAUUUGAAGAGGUGGAUAAUUUUUAUUCUUUCUGGUAUAACUUUGAUUCUUGGAGAGAAUUUUCAUACUUGGAUGAGGAAGAGAAGGAAAAGGCAGAAUGCCGUGAUGAGAGGAGAUGGAUCGAGAAGCAGAACCGAGCCUCACGAGCCCAGAGGAAGAAAGAGGAGAUGAACAGAAUACGGACCCUUGUUGACACGGCGUACAGCUGUGAUCCCAGGAUAAAGAAGUUCAAGGAGGAUGAGAAAGCGAGGAAGGAGUCUGAGAAGAAAGCCAAGGCGGAGGCCAAGAGGAGGGAGCAGGAGGAAAAAGAACGAGCCAGGCAGGCGGAGCUGGAGGCGGUGCGUCUGGCCAAAGAGAAGGAAGAGGAGGAGGCCAAGCAAGCCGCGCAGCAGGCCAAGAAGGAGAAGGAGAUCCAGAAGAAGGCCAUCAAGAAGGAGCGGCAGAAACUCAGGACCACCUGCAAGAACUGGAAUUACUUCGCCGACAGUGAAGCUGAGAGUGUGAAAAUGAUGGAAGAAGUGGAAAAACUCUGCGAUCGUCUGGAGCUGGCAGGCCUGCAGUCUUUGAACGAAGUGCUGGCCUCAGGCUCUAAGGAGGAAAACAAAGCUGCGGUGGAAAAGCAGGUGCAGGAGGUGAAUGCGCAGCUGCAGAGGGAGAAGGAGGCGGAGGUGCAGGCCCGGCAGGCGUCGCGCAGUGCGGAGCAGGCCAGCAGCGGCUCGGGGGGCGGAAACAAGGGCUGGAACGAGGAGGAGCUGCAGCUGCUCAUCAAAGCUGUCAACCUCUUCCCUGCAGGAACAAACGCCAGGUGGGAGGUUAUUGCCAACUACAUGAAUUUGCACUCUACCAGUGGCAUUAAAAGGAAUGCCAAGGACGUCAUUAAUAAAGCCAAGAAUUUGCAAAAGCUCGAUCCUCAUCAGAAAGACGAAAUCAACAGGAAAGCGUUUGAGAAGUUCAAGAAGGAGCACACGGCCGUGCCCCCCUCCGUGGACAACGCGGUGCCUUCAGAGAGAUUCGAGGCGUCAGGUGCUGAGGCUAACGCAGCUUCCUGGACGACGGAGGAGCAGAAGCUGUUGGAGCAGGCCCUGAAGACCUUCCCGGUCAGCACUCCAGAGAGGUGGGAGAAGAUCGCUGCCGUUGUCCCGGGACGCACCAAGAAAGACUGUAUGAAGAGGUACAAGGAGCUGGUGGAGAUGGUGAAGGCCAAGAAGGCAGCUCAAGAGCAGGUGGCUACAAAGAGUAAAAAAUGACCCGUAUAGGCGAC
Messenger RNA from Megalops cyprinoides (Indo-Pacific tarpon), 1994 nucleotides. RefSeq names its product DnaJ (Hsp40) homolog, subfamily C, member 2 (gene dnajc2). Lineage: Eukaryota; Metazoa; Chordata; Actinopteri; Elopiformes; Megalopidae. Gene Ontology annotation, biological process: regulation of translational fidelity; 'de novo' cotranslational protein folding. Gene Ontology annotation, molecular function: ribosome binding; Hsp70 protein binding. The coding region runs from base 124 to 1980 and encodes 618 amino acids. Gene Ontology annotation, cellular component: cytosol. The record is from RefSeq and is a predicted model, not a curated record. The transcript has 17 exons.